AAAUUUCUUAAAGUAACUAGCUGGUGCCAGUAAGUUGGAUUACGCAUCCGACUGCAAAAGCGACAAGGAUUAUUGUGUGGAUCGUAUGAGUUCAGGCGCGGUGGACAGUUAUGAAUUAAGUGACAAACCGGAAACAAAAAUGUAUACUCAAUCAUUCAAGCAUUCCGCGCGUACUUUGCGUAAGCCACGGCAAUUUGCAUGUUCUAAAUAUGGCAACAACAUAACAGACGGGGACAAGCUGCAGUCGGAUGAAGAAGCUGAUAAAUCGCACUCGGAUGCUCUUUGGGCAGAUUUCCUUAGCGAUGUUAGUGUGGGAAGUAAAACCACACAAAAAACAGAUGAUGCUGGAAAAGGGGUCAAUAUCAUUAGCAAACCUGAGGUAAAACUAGAGGAAGCGGAACACACAUUAAACAACCUCGUUAUCAAGAAAAAGCAGACUGAACAUAUUUUAGGUUCGAGGCCCGUGACAUUCAAACGACCGUUAUGCAAUGAAAAAAUCGGCUCUCUUAUCAAUAAAUCAGAAAAGAAAAAAAAAUUAUCAUUGCUAGAAAAGUCCCAGAUGGAUUGGAAAAAUUUCAAAAAAUAUGAAGGCAUAGACGAGCAACUGCGAACUUAUAACAAAGGCAAGGACGGAUAUUUGGACCGUCAAGAGUUUUUGGAGAGAACCGAUCUCAGGCAGUUCGAAAUAGAGAGAAACUUACGGCAAUCUCGCAGGCCAAAUUGAUGCACAACUCAUCACAUUUAUGUAGAGGACCUUCUUGGACUACUCAUUCCUUUUAUGGUAUAACUAAUGUUAAUAAUAAUUAGUUGAUGUAUUGUCAGUGCAUAAGUAUCGUAUCAGCUAUUCUAUUUGUAUUGUUUUUUAAUAAUACUAAUAAUACUACUACUACUCCA
Molecule: messenger RNA, 894 nt
Organism: Drosophila subpulchrella
Lineage: Eukaryota; Metazoa; Arthropoda; Insecta; Diptera; Drosophilidae
Gene: Yeti
Product: craniofacial development protein 1
Exons: 2
Coding region: 86-724 (212 amino acids)
Source: RefSeq, a predicted model, not a curated record